CCCGCUGAUUGUGGAAGGUUGCGACAGACAGGGUCUCGAACGUGGAAGCCUGCGCGCGAUUGUCGAUUCCUCUCCAACUAUACAUCAUUCUUUCUAGUCAGCUCUGAUGCGAUGAAGUCCUGCAAGCAAACUCCCGGCAAGUUGUCCGGAGCCGUGUCGCUUCCACCGAAGUGGCUGGCCAUGUACGAAGAGUUCAUCACGAAGAAUGCCAGCGCUGUGUCGCAAGUUGAAUCCGCCUUGCGCUCGCUCACAUAUAUCAUUCCUGGGCGCUUUCGGGAUACAGAAGUCGCGUCAGAGUCAAUCCACAGCGGAGUCCAACUCCUAUCGGUGUACCAUGAUUCUCUCCUCGCAAAAGCAGCAGCGCGGCUGCCUGCUGCCCAGCGCCCUCAUCCCACUCCUCAUAACCGCUACACGCGCUUCUGGUCCCAAAACUCACCAACAUACAAGCGCAUCGCCUUGAUGCUUCAGAUGAUUCAGUACACCGAACUCUUGUGGGAGAUGGCAGCAAAACGUAAAGGUGAAAAGAUGCGGUGGCGGGUAAUCGUACUGUUGGAAGCCGUCAAAGCCAUUUGUAGGCUGCUCCUCCUGCGCCUGACGAACUCGAGGCCGCUCUUGAGCCCACCUCUUCCUCAGAGAGAAUUUGAUCCUAGCACGCUUGAGGAAAACAGCGGUUCUAUCCUUGAAGAAACAGAGAGCCCGCCAAAUGAGAAGAUUGAUGAUGCCGGCUGGGCCAUGCCAAGGACAGGCUUAUCCAUGCCCUCGCUGCCAGAUUCGUCGGACAUAUCAUCCUACCUUCUUUCAAAGGUCCUUACGGCGGACGACAUCAAGCCACCAAAAGCACUGUUGCACAGGGUUACCGGGAAAGGCGAGGUAGCUGAAUGUUUAUACAUUCUGCGUCCUGUCAUUUACGCUCUUGCCAUGCAGUACUGGAGCGGUAAAAACAAACGCAGUUGGAGGCCAUGGCUGAUAGGUCUGAGUAUUGAAUACGGCGCCCGCCAACUAGCCAAGAAGGAUUUCCAAGAGCGACUUGCUGGUGGUUUGCGGGGACUGACAGGACUCGAAAGAGAAGAACUGAGGAGGAGAGGUUGGGGUAUGGGAUGGUGGCUGAUGAGGGGCGCAUUCUAUGACAGCAUCACCAGGGCCUGGAUACACGCUCUCGCGGGCAAGUUGCGGGGCAAACUUCUGCUGGACAUUAUCGGCGGCGUCCUUGAGGACUACGAGUUCCUCUGGAACGAGUAUUACUUUUCCACAGCGACGCUUUGAGCCCUCUGGCAGGGUUGCGUUUUUGAAUGAUAUCCCUGUAUUUUGUCUAGUUCGGAGUCGAGGCAUACGGUUUGCUAGGCUGGGGCUAUGGCCUUCCGUCAAUGCGGAAGCCAUCUACUAGGCGUUAUGGAUUGCAUCUUUUUAUACUGGCUCAAUCAUCCUCUGCAC
Messenger RNA from Aplosporella prunicola CBS 121167, 1431 nucleotides. RefSeq lists its product as uncharacterized. Gene Ontology annotation, cellular component: peroxisomal membrane. The record is from RefSeq and is a predicted model, not a curated record. Gene Ontology annotation, biological process: peroxisome organization. Lineage: Eukaryota; Fungi; Ascomycota; Dothideomycetes; Botryosphaeriales; Aplosporellaceae. Bases 112 to 1263 code for a protein of 383 amino acids. The transcript is spliced from 4 exons.